Molecule: messenger RNA, 3198 nt
Organism: Aspergillus lentulus
Lineage: Eukaryota; Fungi; Ascomycota; Eurotiomycetes; Eurotiales; Aspergillaceae
Product: putative translation elongation factor eEF-3
Molecular function (GO): ATP hydrolysis activity; translation elongation factor activity; ATP binding
Source: RefSeq, a predicted model, not a curated record
AUGCCUGCUGUUGAUGUUUCUUCCGUUCCUGCCGUCUCUGGCAAGGAGACUGCCCAGGCUGUCGCCGUUCUCGAGGACUUGAUCAAGAACCUCAACAUCUCGACAAGUGCUGACGAGGUUCACGCUGCCACUGGCAACCUCGCCACCUACUUCAGCGGUCCUAUCCCUGAACAGACUCUGCCACUCAAGGCCGUUGAGGCUUUCCAGAAGCAGCUCAACAACAAGAAGGAUGCUACUGCCCGUGAGCGUGCUUGCGAGGCCAUCCGCGCUAUCGCCUCCCACCAGACAAUCGCCCCCGGUGUCGAGCCCCACCUCGUCUCUCUCCUCGGCCCCGUCCUCGCUGCUGCCGGUGACAAGAUGACUGCCGUGCAGAAGGCUGCCCAGGCUGCCGCCCUCGCAAUUGUACAGGGCAUCAACGCCAACGCCGUCAAGGCUGUUGUGCCGGUCAUUCUGAACUCCCUGCAGAACGCCCAGAAGUGGCAGGAGAAGAUGUGCGCUCUCGACUGCCUCAACUGCCUCGUCGAGUCCGCUCCUGCUCAGCUCUCCUUCCGCGUGCCGGAGCUGAUUCCCGCUGUGUCUGAGGCCAUGUGGGACACCAAGGCCGAUAUCAAGAAGGCUGCCUACUCCACCAUGGAGAAGGUCUGCGGUUUGAUCGUCAACAAGGAUAUUGAGCGCUUCAUUCCCGAGCUCAUCAAGUGUAUCGCCAAGCCUGAGAACGUUCCUGAGACUGUUCACUUGCUCGGUGCCACCACUUUCGUUUCCGAUGUCACUGGUCCUACCCUCGCCAUCAUGGUCCCUCUGCUUGACCGUGGUCUCGUUGAGCGUGAGACUGCCAUCAAGCGUAAGUCCGCUGUCAUUGUCGACAACAUGUGCAAGCUCGUGGAGGACCCCCAGAUUGUCGCUCCCUUCUUGCCCAAGUUGAUGCCCCGUCUCGAGAAGAACUUCGAUACCCUUGCCGACCCUGAGGCCCGUGAGAAGACCAAGCAGGCCUUGGACACCCUCGUCCGUGUUGGUGAUGUCAAGGAUGGCAAGAUCCCCGAGAUCUCCACUGCUGGUGACGUUGAGACCGUCGCUGGUAUUCUAAAGGAUAUCCUCUCCCCCAAGUACAAGGCUCAGAUCGAGAAGUCUGAGGCCAUCAUCAACUAUGUCGGUGCCAUCGCUGGUCAACUCGUUGACGAGAAGGACGCCGAGGUCAUCAGCUGGACCCAGAACGCUCUUCCCUACAUCACCGCCAUUGUUGGUGAGGAGGAAGCCAAGGCCAUUGCUGAGACUCUGCGCAAGCGUGCUUCUCCUGGCGCUGCCGACGCUGAUGCCGUUCUGUCCGACGAGGAGGAGGGCGAAGAUCUCUGCAACUGCACCUUCUCUCUUGCUUAUGGUGCCAAGAUCCUGCUGAACCAGACCUCUCUCCGCCUGAAGCGUGGCCAGCGUUACGGUCUUCUCGGACCCAACGGUACCGGUAAGACUACUCUGAUGCGUGCCAUCAACAACGAGCAGCUUGAAGGUUUCCCCAAGAAGGACGAGGUCAAGACUGUCUACGUUGAGCACGACUUGGAUGCCGCCGACACUGAGCAGACCGUCAUUGGCUGGACCAUGAAGAAGCUCCGUGAGGUCGGUAUCGACACCACCCAGUCCGAGGUCGAAUCCAAGCUCGAAGAGUUCGGUUUCCUGCGUGAGCAGUUCGAAGGCCCCAUCACCUCUCUGUCUGGUGGUUGGAAGAUGAAGCUGGCUCUUGCCCGUGCCGUUUUUGAGAAGCCCGACAUUCUGCUCCUUGACGAGCCUACCAACCACUUGGACGUCAAGAACGUUGCCUGGUUGGAGAACUACCUUUGCAACUCUCCUUGCACUUCCAUCAUCGUCUCCCACGACAGCAAGUUCUUGGAUAAUGUUAUCCAGCACGUCGUCCACUACGAGCGCUUCAAGCUCAAGCGUUACCGCGGUAACCUGAGCGAGUUCGUCAAGAAGGUUCCCAGUGCUCGUUCCUACUACGAACUCAGCGCCUCGGACAUGGAGUUCAAGUUCCCCGAGCCUGGUUUCCUUGAGGGUGUCAAGACCAAGGCCAAGGCCAUCAUCCGUGUCAGCAACAUGUCUUUCCAGUACCCUGGAACUCCCAAGCCCCAGCUCACCGACAUCAGCUUCCAAGUCUCUCUGGGCUCUCGUAUCGCCGUCAUCGGUCCCAACGGUGCUGGUAAAUCUACCCUGGUCAAUGUCCUGACUGGUGAGCUCAUCCCCACCAGCGGUGACGUCUACCAGCACGAGAACAUCCGUAUCGCCUACAUCAAGCAGCAUGCUUUCGCUCACAUCGAUAACCACCUCGACAAGACUCCCUCUGAGUACAUUCAGUGGCGUUUCCAGACUGGUGAGGACCGUGAGACAAUGGACCGCGCCAACAAGAUCGUCACCGAGGAUGAUGAGAAGGCCAUGGACAAGAUCUACAAGAUCGAAGGUACCUUCCGUCGUGUCAUCGGUAUCCACGCUCGUCGUAAGUUCAAGAACAGCUACGAGUACGAAUGCUCCUUCGCUCUUGGUGAGAACAUUGGCAUGAAGAGCGAGAAGUGGACUCCUAUGAUGAGCAAUGACAACGCCUGGAUUCCUCGUAGCGAGAUUAUCCAGUCCCACGCCAAGAUGGUUGCCGAGGUUGACCAGAAGGAGGCCCUUGCCAGCGGUCAGUUCCGUCCCCUGGUUCGCAAGGAGAUUGAGGUCCACUGCGCCAACUUCGGUCUCGAUGCCGAACUCGUUUCUCACUCCCGUAUGCGCGGUCUCUCCGGUGGUCAGCGUGUCAAGGUUGUCCUCGCCGCCUGCUCGUGGCAACGUCCUCACGUCAUCGUCCUCGACGAGCCCACCAACUAUCUUGACCGUGACUCUUUGGGUGCCCUGUCCAAGGCUCUCAAGUCUUUCGAGGGUGGUGUCGUUAUUAUUACCCACUCCCGUGAGUUCACUGAGAACCUGACCGAGGAAGUCUGGGCUGUCAUGGACGGCAAGAUGACUCCUUCGGGCCACAACUGGGUUCAGGGUCAAGGAUCCGGUCCUCGUCUGGCCGACAAGGAGGGAGACACCGAGAUAACCGAUGCGUUUGGCAACAAGACGAUUCAAGAGAAGAAGAAGAAGUUGACUGCAUCCGAGAUGCGUAAAAAGAAGAAGGAGAGGAUCGCGAGACGGAAGCGCGGUGAAGAAGUUUUCUCGGAUGAGGAUGACAUCUAA